Mugil cephalus (flathead mullet) is the source of this 3444-nucleotide messenger RNA. Its product is annotated as vasopressin V2 receptor-like. Gene Ontology annotation, biological process: positive regulation of vasoconstriction; G protein-coupled receptor signaling pathway; regulation of systemic arterial blood pressure by vasopressin. The coding region runs from base 473 to 2008 and encodes 511 amino acids. NCBI's taxonomy places the organism in Eukaryota, Metazoa, Chordata, Actinopteri, Mugiliformes, Mugilidae. Gene Ontology annotation, molecular function: vasopressin receptor activity; peptide binding. Gene Ontology annotation, cellular component: membrane. The transcript is spliced from 7 exons. The record is from RefSeq and is a predicted model, not a curated record.
GCUGCUGCUGCUGCUGCUAGUGGUGGUGGUGGUGGUGUUGUAAGCACAGCACAGCGCGGAGGCAUAACGUGACGCACGGGGACCCGCGUCUCACAUGGAUUACUCAAUUAAGAAAUUGUGAACUGCAACUCUGCGAGGGCGACACAGUCAGCAGGCGCGCAGGGGACCUGCCUUGAAGAACGUCUUUGUAACACAGACACAGGAGAAAAGAAAAAAAAAAAAAAAGUUAACAGGAUUUGAUGAAGAUUUAUUUUCCCGUCCUGCCUAAUUCAUUCAUCCAGGAGCCAGCUGAUGUUACUCUGAGUGGAAGCACAUGGAUUGAGACCUUGACGAUGUGAACAUGUUGGAUAAAAUUCGCCGUGGCUGCUUUUAAUAUUCCGACAGCUGAAGUAAAUCACUGAGGCGAGAGAAAAACACACCGAGAGAGAAAAGGACACGCGUGAGAGAGCUUACCAUGCACUGACAACAAGGAAUGGAAAGCAUCAGCGUGGACACAGACUGGGAUGGGUUAGGCCUCUCCGCCCUGGGAGCCGUCAGAAGAAACAACUACUCCACAUCGCUCCUCUCCGAACUGAGCUCGUUCAACACUUCCCACAGCGAUGGAUCCUUCUUCGGGAUCUUCCCUGAGAACGGCUCGGCCACCACGCCUCACCAACCGCCCCAGCCCCGGGUUAGGGACCUCGGCCUGGCCCGGGCUGAGAUCGCGGUGCUUGCGGUGGUGCUGGCUCUCACCACCCUGGGCAACAGCUUUGUGUUGUGGGUGCUGCUGAGGAGGAGGAAGCACAACGCGCCGAUGCACGUGUUCAUGGUCAACCUGUGUGUGGCUGACCUGGUGGUGGCCCUCUUUCAGGUUCUUCCCCAACUAAUAUGGGACAUAACGGAGAGGUUUCAGGGACCAGACUUCCUCUGCCGUUCCAUCAAGUACUUGCAGAUCGUGGGCAUGUUUGCUUCCUCCUACAUGAUCGUUGCUAUGACAGUAGACCGGCACCAUGCCAUCUGCUGCCCGUUGCAAGCUUACCGUGGGGGAGCAGUGUCCCGCUGUAACACCCCUGUGAUGGUGGCCUGGGUCCUUGCCUUCGUCCUCAGCAUACCGCAGGUGUUCAUCUUCUCUCGCACGGAGGUGGCUCCUGGAGAAUUCGAGUGCUGGGGUCGCUUUGCUGAGCCGUGGGGGCUGAAGGCCUACGUCACAUGGAUGACUGUGGCUGUCUUCCUCCUGCCCGCCCUCAUCAUUACCAUCUGCCAGAUAAGAAUCUUUCGCGAGAUCCACAACAACAUCUACCUGAAGUCAGAGAGGAUAGUGAUGACGGAGCUGAAGAAGAGUGAAAUCCUCUUUCGCUUCCACACCUUUAAAAAGGAUGAUGAGCGGGCCAGGGAGCGGGCCAGACGGGGCUCGGCUGCUGGGGCCAGGGACAGGAGAGGAUCGCAGCUUUUAAAAGGUGCAAAUAACAACCCUCCCAAUGCCACCCAUAACAGCCAAGUGGGAGAGUGCUACGACUAUGUACCAUCUGCCAUUCAGUAUAACAGUUGCCGAGGCGAGCAUGUGACGGCAACAGCAACAACGUCACCAACACAGCAACAAACGAACAGCUCGGAUUGCCAGGAGUCCAACACCAACUCGCCUCGCUGCUCCCUCGAUUAUGUUCCCCCUCCUCCCCCAGUCGCUCCCCCUCCGAGCAUCACCAAAGCCAUGUCCAAGACUGUGAGGAUGACCCUGGUCAUCGUGCUGGUCUAUACUAUCUGCUGGUCACCAUACUUCAUCGUACAACUGUGGGCAGCGUGGGACCCAAACCCUCCAGACAAAGCACAGGGCGUGGCCUUCACCAUCUUGAUGCUGCUGGCCAGCCUGAACUCCUGCACCAACCCGUGGAUCUACACGGCUUUCUCCAGCAGCGUGUCCAGGGAGCUGCAGAACCUGCUGCACUGUCGGUCGCGACCCGGCCGCCGGGGCUCGCUGCCCGACGACUCCACCACCACGCACACCUCCACCACCAAGGACAGCCUGUACUGACGGGAGGCCGAUGACGGGACAGAUGUGGACACACGGAGGCGUGCCUGAAAAGAUCCGCGCGGGCGCCCUCUCCCUCCGGAGGGGCGCGCUCUUGCGCACGCCGCCUCCAGCAUCCUGAGAACUGACAGCGCCGCCGACCUCCACCAGAUGUUUCCAGUGACAAGGACAGCUGUACUGUAAUCACCUGUCCUCUCCGCGCCAGCAGGGAGGAAGGGUGUCAUUGAAGGUGUCAGCGCCACACACAGUCAGGCCUUUCAGUGCAUCUGCAAUGCAAAAUGUCCUUAAAAGCAAAGGGACGCCGCUGAGUAGGACCUUGUGCAGUGGUUCGUAUUAACGGGACAGACAGAGCGGAGCGCCAGGAACGCAAGGGAGCGGAUUCCUGCGUUAAAGGCCUUGUGGCGUGCUUAAUGUACAAAGAGAGAGAAAACGCGCACAGGCAGCACGAGGGCGGGAGGCUGCUGUCGGGCCGAAGCAGACAGGAGACGUCAUGGAUGUUACCGCCACAGGAGUGGUCCCAAGGAGGCUGUACAUGAAAUCUAAUAAUGUGAACAAACUUUGUUAUAUCAAAGAAAGUGGAUUAGAGGCAGAUGCUUUGGGCUGACUUUGUAUUUUCUCAGAAGGAAUUCAGUUCCGAGGAAUAACAGUGAUCCGCUUGCGAGAUUGACAGGAGUUCAUUCACGAAGUGUGACGCGGCAGGCACUGGAACAGGAACUGGAAAACUGUGGACAGUCAGAAAAAAGACACACACUCACGCGGAGAAGUGAGGGCUGGCUCUAGAAUAAUACAAAUGAACAAAUCUGGGUUUCCACAUCUAACUGGGACACAACUGCGUGAUUGUAUUUCGUACAGGGAAAAAAAAACAAACGAGGAGGUACGCGAAAUCCCGUCAUGCUCCCUUUGACACGGGAAGGAAAAUCAACGACAAACAUUCCUUCCAUGUACAGCAACGAACAAUGUAAAGUAUAUUUAUUGUAAGGCACAUUAAAUAUUAUUAAAUUUUUGUGUAAGCUAAACGUUGAAUGUAUACCGUCAACUGUAACGGUCCAAGGCUGAAAACAAGGAGACGCCAAAACCAAAGAUUCUACGACGCCUGACUUUAGAAUAGAGGUCUUAACAGUAGAGACAACCCGCAGCUCCAGCAGACGCACUCAGUGCAAAGAGAAACUACCACAAGUCAUUUAAACCAGGAAAAUAACUUCACGUCAACAGCGAAAAUACUCCAAGUCAAAGCCAAGUGCCUGUAAUGUCAGCAGACAUUUUUAGAGGGGCCUCUCUCACUGCAUUAAUCUUCAAAUGAUGUCUGUCAUGUUAUUCUUAGACAGAGCUACCAUCAGGGGGUUAGUCGUCAUAUCACACCACGAGCCAUGUGUUCUUUAUUCUUUUUAUUUAUUGUUGUAUCAAUGAAAAUAUAUACAAAUAUAUGUUUCAGUCCCUGU